Molecule: messenger RNA, 690 nt
Organism: Triticum aestivum (bread wheat)
Lineage: Eukaryota; Viridiplantae; Streptophyta; Magnoliopsida; Poales; Poaceae
Product: pollen-specific leucine-rich repeat extensin-like protein 4
Exons: 5
Coding region: 1-690 (229 amino acids)
Source: RefSeq, a predicted model, not a curated record
AUGUCGUGGCCAGAUCCGGCAGGAAUUCCCUCCCUCCCAUCAGCUCCACCGGCGAGCCCUUCCUCACCGCAUCCAUGGCCUCCUUGUGCCCUUCCUCACCGCAUCGCCACCCAGACCCCUCCCUUCCCUCACCGCAUCGCCACCCAGACCCCUCUCCUCCUCCCCUCCCCGGCCCCAACCUUCCCGCCCUGCCGCCUCACCUGCACCCAUCGCCUCCUCCUCUCCCCUCCCCCGCACGCCGGCCGCCCGCGCCUCCGCGACCCGCCGCCGGCACCGGUGGAGGAGGACGCCGCCGCGGUCGUGGAGGAGUACGAGGCGCCUCCGCUCAGGCUCCUUGACCCGCCGCAGGAGGACGAGCCCUACCCGUACGAGAUGGAGGCGGUGGACCCCGACUUCUACCGAAUCGGGUACGCCUGGAUGAUGCGCGCCUAUGGGGUCGAGUUCCUUGAGGGCCCCAACGGCAUGGGCGUCUACGCCUCCCGGGACAUCGACCCGCUCCGCCGAGCCAGGCUGCACCUUGUAUUGAUGGCUCAUGUUUCUGUUCUUAAAAUUAGCACCCGGUGUCUCAGUGUCAUCUGGGACUUCGAUAUUCUAACGGCCAGUGGUGUAUGGAAGCACAAGAAGAGUGAUGGCCAUGAAGACUAUGGUCUUCUUGUUAGCGAGCCAGCCAUGACUCGUCCGACAUUUUAG